AUGCUUAUCUGUUACCCCUGUUCAGGUGUACUUGACAUAGACUCGCAGAGCGAAUCCUUUCAAGCACUUCCUGGAGAUAACGGUAGCUGCUUAUCGGUGAAAUUUGCAUGCCCCCAAGGUACGACAUACUCUAGUUCGUAUGGGGCACGCGUAGGGCUGACCAGGUCACAUAAACGACCUAAUUCGGGUGUUAUUGGCUUCUCCAGGUCGAAGAGUAAGGAGAAUUAA
Molecule: messenger RNA, 228 nt
Organism: Blumeria graminis f. sp. triticale
Lineage: Eukaryota; Fungi; Ascomycota; Leotiomycetes; Helotiales; Erysiphaceae
Source: the annotation of a GenBank genome assembly